AGCCCAUGCCCGUGCCCAUGUGUAUGUAUGUAAUUGAAUUGUAACUGUCUUAGACUGACUGUGUAACUAAGGUGGCUUUUGGAAAAGCGACCAUUACAUUUGAACCACCGCCACCGCCACCGCCACCGUCGCCGGUAUAGGGGAGCGUCUCUUUUGUUUUUCCGGGAUGGGGAUCAGGGGAGUGGGGUUGCUUCGGUUUUCCCAACUCCCAAAUCAUUUCCACUAGAACAUAAAGAUUAUAGGAAAUGAAGGAAAUUACCGCACUUGGAUUUGGAUUUGACUUCUACUUAGGAUGGAGAGGAGAGAGAGAGCUAUGAAUAUGAAUAUGAAAUGAAUUAGCUCUUGCUCUGCUGUUUCAAACUUAUGAAUGAAAGCUGAUGGUGAUGAAUAUGAAGACUACACCUACAACCAUUAACCAUGACCAUAGCCUCUUAAGAUCCCGAAGCCGUCGAUGGCGCCAGAGCAGCAUGGGAACUGCUGUCGUGGCUGUUGCAGCACUCCUAAUUGCCACCACUGCUUGGCUUUCUCUUGUUUUCUCUGGCACCACCACCCGCUGUUGGCACCGCUUUAAGGACUGGGAAGCCACUCCUCAUUCUCUUCUUUGGAACAAACGACAUUAUGAUGUAAUCUCUCUAUUGCCUCCGCCUCUACUGCCAUCCCCACCUCCGCCUCCACCUCCUCCCCCAUAUCCAGAACUCACCCUUAAGCACAUUGUCUUUGGCAUUGCUGGUUCAUCACAACUUUGGAAACGUCGCAAGGAAUAUGUGAGGCUAUGGUGGCGACCCAACGAUAUGCGUGGCCAUGUAUGGUUGGAAGAGGCUGUGCCCUCUGAAGACAGUGAUGAUUUAUUGCCCCCAAUAAUGGUAUCUGAAGACAUCUCUCGCUUUCGUUACACCAACCCCACUGGCCACCCUUCUGGACUAAGAAUCUCUCGAAUUGUGGCUGAGUGCUUUCGCCUCAAAUUGCCUCAUGUCCGUUGGUUUGUUUUGUCUGAUGAUGAUACCAUCUUUAAUGUCGACAACCUCGUCACAGUUCUUCGCAAGUAUGAUCCCUCUGAGAUGGUUUACAUAGGCAACCCUUCCGAGAGUCAUUCAGCCAAUUCUUACUUCAGUCAUUCGAUGGCUUUUGGUGGAGGAGGAGUUGCUAUUAGCUACCCUUUGGCCAAAGCGCUUUCCCGCAUUCAAGAUGAUUGCUUAGAGAGAUAUCCAAAGCUGUAUGGGAGUGAUGACAGGCUUCAUGCAUGCAUCACCGAGCUAGGAAUACCUUUGACUAGAGAACCUGGAUUCCACCAGUGGGAUAUUAGAGGCAAUGCACACGGUCUUUUAUCCUCCCAUCCCAUUGCACCAUUUCUAUCAAUUCAUCAUGUUGAAGCAGUCGACCCUUUCUACCCAGGCUUGAGCUCUUUGGAGAGUUUGAAGCUUUUUACAAAGGCUAUGAACGUUGACCCUACUAGCUUCUUACAACGAUCAAUUUGCUAUGAUCAUGGUCGCCGCCUUACUUUUGCAGUCUCGCUUGGUUAUGUUGUUCAAGUGUUCCCCAACAUCGUGCUUCCUCGUGAGUUAGAACGCUCUGAACAAACUUUUUCUGCUUGGAAUGGAAUAAGGCAUAGAAAUGAGUUUGAUUUUGACACCAGAGAUCCGUACAAGUCUAUUUGUAAGAAGCCUAUACUUUUUUUCUUAAAAGAUGCUGGAAGGGAAGGUAAUUUUUCAGUAGGUUCAUAUGCUCGUGCUAGAGGCAAAGAUGAUUUAAAAAAGAAGUUUCUUUGCUUUCCUCAUUUGCUCGCUUUUCGCCAUGUGCAAAGAAUUCGUGUCCUGGGGCAUCCGCUAACCAAGAAAUGGCAUUUGGUACCUCGCAGGUUAUGCUGCAAAGUGAACCAAGGCAGUGAAGAAAUAUUAACCUUAAGUGUAGGGCAAUGUAGAAAAGGAUCUUCGGGUUCUGUUGCUGAUUCUAUGUGAAAAUCAUCAUAUAUGUUCUUACUCUUACUCUGACCCUUCCAAAAAUAGAUUUGAGGAUAUAUGUUGUUAAUUGCAGAUAGUAAGUGUACUGUAGUGUAGAGUGAUAUGUACUACUUGUUAAAAUUGAUUAAUAUGAAAACGAGCUGAGCAGAGGAGUUGACAUUCA
This is a messenger RNA of Cannabis sativa, 2121 nucleotides long. RefSeq lists its product as uncharacterized. Lineage: Eukaryota; Viridiplantae; Streptophyta; Magnoliopsida; Rosales; Cannabaceae. The coding region runs from base 378 to 1955 and encodes 525 amino acids. Gene Ontology annotation, molecular function: acetylglucosaminyltransferase activity. The transcript is spliced from 5 exons. The record is from RefSeq and is a predicted model, not a curated record.